This is a messenger RNA of Siniperca chuatsi (mandarin fish), 3424 nucleotides long. Its product is annotated as zgc:171566. Gene Ontology annotation, biological process: tetrahydrofolylpolyglutamate metabolic process. The transcript has 9 exons. NCBI's taxonomy places the organism in Eukaryota, Metazoa, Chordata, Actinopteri, Centrarchiformes, Sinipercidae. The record is from RefSeq and is a predicted model, not a curated record. Gene Ontology annotation, cellular component: vacuole. Gene Ontology annotation, molecular function: gamma-glutamyl-peptidase activity. The coding region runs from base 293 to 1252 and encodes 319 amino acids.
GUUCCACACGUGACUGACUUGAAGCAUCCUGGAAGGAAGUAAAGACAGAGCUCAGACGAGGACAGCAAGAGAGGAGAAUCAUCCUUUGACCACACAGCAUCGUCACCCAGAAAGCAGGAUCUUCGCAGGAUCAUUUUUAUCUGUGCCCUUUCCUUUAUUUUAUCUGCCUUUUGUUAUUUUUAUAGACAAAAACCAGCACCGAAAUUGCAAUUGUUCAUCCCCAACCUGCAAACCAAGCCUACAUCCCUCAUUCCCAGCGGUUUUCUGUUUAAAGUCCUGCGCGGUGUUUUGGAUGUGUCGGCCGGCUGCAGCGGUGUUCGCGGUGCUGACCGCCUGUCUCUGUUGCGGUCCGCUUCUGUGCGCGGCGGGGAGAAGCCAGCAGCUCAAUUACCGACCGGUCAUCGGUGUGUUGGCACAGGAAAACCUUCCUGGAGACCAGUUUGCUCGUGGCUCCUCUUACAUCGCUGCCUCCUAUGUCAAAUACCUGGAGGGAGCCGGGUCAAGGGUCGUACCCAUCAGAAUCAAUCGCACAGAAGAAGAAUAUGCUAAGAUUUUCUACUCAAUUAAUGGGUUGUUGCUGCCAGGAGGAGAUGUAGAUAUUCAGACAUCGCAGUUCAGUCGAGCCGCCAAGAUCUUUUACGACUUGGCUCUGAAGGCCAACGAUGCUGGGGACUACUUCCCUAUCUGGGGAACUUGCCAGGGCUUCCAGCAGCUGUCUGUCCUCACAGCCAACAAAAACCUGCUCACGCUCACUGAUACCAAGGCUGUGGCUCUAGCUCUCACUCUCACACCAGCGGCCCAGUCCAGCCGUCUGUUCCGGAGUUUUCCCAAGGAUCUGCUGCAGUCUCUGGCUGAGGAAAACAUCACUUCCAACUUCCACAGCUGGAGUCUGUCUAUGCAGAACUACAGCCGAAAUGCCAAGCUGAAGAGGUUUUACAAGGUCCUUUCCACUAACAAUGAUGGGAAGAAAGAAUUCAUCUCCACCAUGGAAGCCUACCGCUACCCAUUUUAUGCAGUGCAGUGGCAUCCAGAGAAAAGCCCCUUUGAGUGGAUAGAUAAGCCGGGCAUGGUUCACUCCACUUCUGCUAUAAGAGCCUGCUUCUACACUGCCAGCUUCUUUGUCUCUGAAGCUAUGAAGAACCAGCACCAUUUCUCCAGUCCUGUGGAAGAAGACCGAGCUCUCAUCUACAACUUCUCUCCCGUCUACAGAGGCAUCCACGCUGUCUUUGUGCAGAACUAUUACUUUGAUUGAUGGACAGUACUGAAGACGAAACAGACCUGGGCUCGGUCUAGUCAGAAUUUUGUCAUUGGUACAACAUCUUGGCCCAAUUUUAAAACCAAACUUGAUGGUGUCGUCACUUGCAGUAGCCUCAAACAUCAAGUAGAUAAUUAGCUUAGCUCAUUUGCACAGUAAUAUGAAAUGCAGAUGUGCCAACAGGACAUGAUAGGUUAAAUUAUUGUCCCUAUAUUGUUAAAACUACAUCCAAUCUGACUGGCCCGUAUAUGGACUAUGUUUUGCCUCCAGAAUUAUAUAGGUCCAAUUAUGGCAAACUAAAUUAAAUUAACCUAAACAUAAAGUACUGAUAAAUACUUGGUCAAGAAGAAUAUGACCUACAUUCCAAAUAUCCAAUUUUCAGGGUAAAAGCUUACAUUUCCAUGUUAUUAAAAUACUUCAUUGGAUACCUUUGCUGGUGUUUAAUGCUAUUAAAUUACAUGUCCCCAAAAAAUAAACCAUAAGGGGCUUAACAGCCUGAGGGAUCAGUGACAGAGUUUUGCAAAACCACUAAAGUCACCUCACUUAAGUUUUCGUACACCCACUCCGGGACCAACAAUUUCCCAAAUCACUGCCAUUUCUGUUUUUAUUUUAUUGUUUUGUUUUUUUGUCUCUCCAAAUAUGUUUUUUCUUGGGUUUCUGGACACAGUUCUUGUCAACUUCAACUCACUCACCUCUGGGAAACGUCACGCCUGGUUAGUUUUGUUUGAUAGAAGUCAAGUUCCCUUCGGUGAACACCAGCACCAGGCUCUACCCUGUGUACAUUUGUUUUAAACUUUUCCACUCUGUGGGAUGCAUUUCAAAAGAUUACAAAUUGCCCAUAGCCUCAUUGGGAGGAAUUGUUAGCCUCCUUUAGCUCCUAAAAGUCCAGAAGGUUGAAAUUAACUAAAGGCCUUUGUUUUGUUAGUAUACCCCAAGCCUGAUGAAAAUCCCACUUGACCCAGGCUUAAACAUGGAUAACCAAUAAACACUGACUUGCCUCUGUUCCCAUGUUGUUUGAUCAUCAGCAAGAGGCUACUGAAGGUCAGUUAGACUGUGACAAACUGCUGUUUCAGUAUCAGUGUUGAAUAAUGAAUGUGAGUCUUUAAUAAUCUUUCUUUCUGUAGAAAUGGAAAAAUCCUUUGCUACCUAUAGUCCUUUUUUUAUGUAUUGGCUUUAUUCUACAGCACAUCACAAGUUGCUCAUCUCUCAAUAUCUGUACGAUAUACAGCAUUCAGUGUGUAUACCUAUCAAUUGGAAAUGAAAAGUUAAUUAGUUAUUUCUUUUAAAGAACUACUAUCAUAUUUUUAAGUUGUGUAAUCAUGUUGUAUCAAAAACUCUAUAGAUGAGUCUUGAGAAAGAGUUCAGUACAUGAUUGUAUUCUUUUGUUUCCCUGUGGGCAUUUAAACCUUUUUACAGGAAAUUGAGUAUUUUGUAUAACAUGUUGUUAGAGAGUCAGAGAAUGCCACACAUCUCUAAAGAUUAUCAGGAUUUUAGAAAUUAUAGUUUUUACACUGAAACAUAUUUUGGGUUUUUUUUUUCUUUCAAUUUUACAGUAGGCAGAUUUCAGCAAUGACAUUCAUUUUAUAUAAAGGGGGUUGGAAACCUGAAAACCUUGUAGGUAUGAGGUUUCCUCAUGAUACCAACAAUGUUCUUAAUGGAAAAGGUGGAUUUUAUGGAUCAUUUUAUGAUUGUCUGAUUUUAAAAUAUAACAUUGAAUGUUUAAUGGUGUGGCAUGACAUCAUAACUGUGUUGAGACAUUUUGUCAUUUCCUUCAUCAGCCAUUCUAAAACUAGUAUACCAAACCAAUAAGGCUCAUCAUUUUGGGUUUUUAACAAUUAUCAGACAAAUACAGGAUUUUUUAUUUUUUUUAAAAAUUUUUGCAGUGCAAGAGAAAGCACACAAAGUCAUCAGGUGACCAAUACAGCCAAAGUCAAAAUAAAUAAAUGAAUGAAUAAAAAUAUUCCCUUUUUGGUUUUGUUAAUAAAACCAAAAAUAAUGAGCCCUACAACAAACUAGUUGUCCAAAUCCUACUUUAGAACAUUCUAUAUUAUAUUUAGUUUAACUCAGUGGCUUUGGAUACAUGCAUUAAUUGCACAACUGAUUGUACAAGUUUUGCUUCUUUGUUUGACCAUGUGUCGGAUGAUCAGACAAUAAAGGAAGUCAAGUAAA